CGCGCGGACAGGAUAUCCGGUGUUGUACAUUCCGACACUAGCCGAAUUCCAUACACUGAGCUGUCUGCUAGAUACAUUAUUCAUAUUUUUGGACUUAUUUAUCAUAGUAUUGUUGUUUUUCAUUUUCAACCGUUAAAGGGAAAGUAUUUAGAACCAUGCGGCUCAAAACGUCGCUUCAGAAGGAGCCGAAACAUACAGAGUUAGUCAGCUGUGUAGGCUGGACUACACCGGAGGAGUUGUAUUCCGGGGCAGAUGACCACCUUAUCUUGAGAUGGAACCUCGUCAACAACGAGACUGCCUCUCUGGUCAAACUGCCUGAUGACGUGUUUCCAACAGAUAUGCACUGGUUCCCAAAGGCUGCUACUGGUGGAGGGAAGAAAACUGGAUCCGACCUGUUCUCCUUGACUUCUACAGAUGGCAAGUUCCACAUCAUUGGCAAGACUGGCCGCGUGGAGAAGAGUGUGGAGGCCCACAAGGGGGCGGUGCUCUCCGGGAGGUGGAGCUAUGAUGGCUCCGCCCUCCUCACAGCAGGGGAAGACGGACAGGUGAAAAUCUGGUCCAGGAGCGGCAUGCUGCGGUCUACACUCACACAGAACAGCACAGCUGUGUACGGUGUGGCGUGGGGACCUGACUCAGACCAGGUGCUCUUCACCAACGGACGCCAGCUGGUGAUCAAGUCCCUGCAGGCCAAUGCCAAGCCAACCAUGUGGAAGGCACACGAGGGGGUCAUACUGCAGGUUGACUGGAACCCUGUCAACAGCCUCAUACUGUCUGGGGCGGAGGAUUGCAGAUACAAGGUGUGGGACACGUACAGUCGUCUGAUGUACUCCAGCUCGGCCCAUGACUACCCCAUCACCUCAGUAGCCUGGACACCUGACGGAGAGCUGUUUGCUAUUGGCUCCUUCAACACACUGAGGCUGUGUGAUAAGGCUGGGUGGUCAUACGCUCUAGAGAAGCCCAACACAGGCAGCGUAUUCAAGCUGAGCUGGUCCAGCGAUGGUACGCAGGUGGCAGGAGCAUGUGGCAACGGACAGGUUCUUAUUGGUCACAUCUUGGAGAGGCGACUAGAGUGGAGCAACUUUGAGGCAACAGUUACAGAGAGUAAGAAGAUUGUGGUCAGAAAUGUGCUCAAUGACAGCUACGAUAAGCUGGACUUCCGAGACAGAGUGAUCAAAGCGAGCCUAGCCUUUGGACACCUUGUAGUGGCCACAUCCUCUCAGUGCUACAUCUACAGUUGGGGAAAUUUUCUGCAAUGUGUCAAGAACUUCAACACUCCGAUGAUAUUUGACCUGAAGGAAGGAAAUGUGUCUCUCAUCAUGCAGGCUGAAAAACAUUUCUUGCUGGUGGACACUGCGGGUGUCUACGUGUUCACCUACGACGGUAGACUGGCCUGCUCCCCAAAGUACCCUGGUCUCCGAGCAGACAUUCUCAAUGCACAGACGGUCUCCAUCAGCAAUGACACAGUCGCCAUCAGGGAUAAAGCAGAUGAAAAAGUGGUUUAUGUAUUUGAUGCUCAAAGUGGGAAACCUCUUGGAGAUGGAAAACCUAUCACUCACAAGUUGGAGGUGAGUGAGGUGGCACUGGACCAAUGUGGAACAGCGGGUGAGCGCCGCCUGGCCAUCAUAGACAAGAACAGGGACCUGUAUCUCACCUCUGUCAGGGUGUUCGGAACAGACAGGAAAACUGUGAAACUAGGAACCAUGAUCAUGUCACUGGCCUGGAAUGACAACACCAACAUGCUGGCUGCGCUGGCCGAUGGCAAGUUCACAGUAUGGUACUACCCCAGCGCUGUCUACGUGGACAGAGACCUGCUGCCUAGGACAGUCUUUGAGAAAGAAGCCAGUGAGUUUGGUAAAAACCCUCAGCUGCUGCAGUUUGUUGGUAACCAUGUGGUGAUACGCCGUGCAGAGGGUUCCCUGGUGAGCACAAGUAUCUCCCCCUACCCUGCCAUCCUGCACAGCUACGUGCAGGCUGGGCGCUGGGACGAUGCAGUCAGGCUCUGCAGAUUUGUCAAGGACGAGAUGCUGUGGUCGUGCCUGGCCUCCAUGUCAGCCUACGCGAAGGAGCUGAACACAGCAGAGAUUGCCUAUGCAGCAAUACAGGAGGCAGACAAGGUUCAGUUCAUACUGAACAUCAAGGACAUCCCGGUUAAGGACGCCCGCAAUGCUGAGAUGGCCCUGCUGUGCGGGAACCCCCAGGACGCAGAGGCCAUCUUGCUGCAGGCCGGGCUUACGUUCCGCGCCAUCAUGCUCAACAUACAGCUCUACAACUGGGACAGAGGCCUGGAGUUAGCAGUGAAACACAAGACUCACGUUGACACAGUGUUGGGGUACAGACAGAAGUACAUGGACCAGUAUGGGAAAUCAGAGACCAACAAACGUUUCCUGCAAUAUAAGGAGGGGAUUGAGAUUGACUGGGAGAAGAUAGAAGCCAAGAUUGAGAUGGAGUACCAGAAGGAACGUGAGCGCCCAGACCGGCCGGUAUCCACGGCAACCACCGCCUCCCAUGCGCCCAGCGGACCUGGAGGUCACAGGCCAGCAGUAAAAACGGGUUCCUAGUUGUUAAAGACUUGUGAAAAUUGUUCUUAGAUUUAGGACUUGCUAUUUUUGGCAGUCUUUUAAUCCCUAUGUAUGAGUAUAAGAAAUAAUUUCUGAGUGUCUUUAACAGUAAUAUACAGUCUCAGUGAAAAAUCAUGGUGGUCUGAUGGUUGUUAGUGUUACAUGUCAAAGUGUAAUGUAGAGACAACAGGACAUUUAUAUUUCAGUUCAAUUUUGAAAGUUUUUUUUUCAAAUCAAUAUAGUGGAACUGCUGUUCUAAUAAUUUAAAAACAACAUUAAAUCAACUUGAAAAGACUGCAGUAUUUCUUUAUAGUGCUGGCUGGACAGCUGGUCCAUGUUGCCUCCUGGCGUAUAUGUAUGCUAGAGUAAUUGGGUUGUAUUGUUUUGAUUCAAAUGCUUGAUUAAUUUACUUGAUUACUAUUUACAUUCCGUCCAAACUAUAUGUUGUGUAUUCUUCUGUAAGUACCAUGUUCAAAGUAAUUCACAUUUCUUUGUUGUGGAAGAUUGUUCCCAGAAAUAUUUUAAAGAAAUGUGAGAAAUAUUUAUUGUUUAUUUAUUGUUUCUUGUCACAAUAUAUAUGUAUGAAAUUAUUGUAGAUGAUACUUUACAAUACAAAUUAAAUAAUGGAUACUUAGAAA
Messenger RNA from Dreissena polymorpha, 3196 nucleotides. RefSeq names its product intraflagellar transport protein 80 homolog. The record is from RefSeq and is a predicted model, not a curated record. Gene Ontology annotation, biological process: cilium assembly. The transcript has 18 exons. NCBI's taxonomy places the organism in Eukaryota, Metazoa, Mollusca, Bivalvia, Myida, Dreissenidae. Bases 156 to 2558 code for a protein of 800 amino acids. Gene Ontology annotation, cellular component: centrosome; cilium; intraciliary transport particle B. Gene Ontology annotation, molecular function: protein binding.